AUGCAAGCCAGCAAACAAAUAGAACAUGAACUUACGGAAGAACACGACGUGGAUAGCUCGUCUGAAACAGUCGAUGACAACACACCCUGGGAUAUGAACUUGAUACAAUCGUGUAGGACAGACAAGUUCAUGAUAAACGUGUCUCUCAACAACAGGGACACCGUCAUGGAAGUAGAUACAGGUUGUAUACCUAACUACAAAGGUCGUCUCACCUUGAAUGAAAAUUCAACGCCAAUCUUUGUCAAACCUAGACGCAUUCCAUAUGCGCUAAAGGAUAAGGUAGAUGACGAAAUAGAACGAUUAUGUAAACAAGGAGUCAUUACAAAGAUUGACAACUCAGAAUGGGGAACACCUGUUGUACCGAUUGUCAAACCUAACGGUAGCAUACGCUUAUGCGCAGAUUAUAAAGUUACCCUAAAUAAAGUCAUUAAAGAUGAACAGUACCCCAUCCCUAUCAUAGAAGACAUCCUUGUAGAGAUGAAUGGCGGAGAGUUGUUCUGUACAUUAGACCUUAGCCAAGCCUAUUUACACAUGAUGAUGGACGAAGAAAGUGCCAUGAUGCAGACCCUCAGCACACACAAGGGAACUUUUAAAGUAAACAGACUCAUGUUUGGGGUCAAAGUAGCCCCAAAUUUAUGGCAAAAGUUCAUGGAUCGACUCCUACAAGGAAUCACUGGCGUUAAAUGCUUUUUCGAUGACAUCAUCAUCCAAGGAGCUACAGAAAAACAACUGCUGGCUAGACUACGACAAGUAUUACAAAAACUAAACGAAAACAACUUGAAACUUAACAAAGAAAAAUGCCAUUUUAUGAAGGCGAGCAUCGAAUAUUUAGGACAUAUUAUAGAUAAAAAUGGUUUACACAAAAAUAAAAACAAAGUAAAGGCUAUUACAGAUACUAAACCACCCAGUAACGUAAAUGAAUUAAGGAUUUUUUUAGGCAUGGCUAAUUAUUAUAACAAAUUCAUACCGAACUUAGCUUCAAUAUCUACGCCUUUGAAUAACCUGCUUAAGAAAAACGCACACUUCGUGUGGACUCGCCAAUGUAACGAAAGUUUCAAUAGGAUCAAAAAAGAAAUACUCAGCGAUAGGGUUUUGACCCACUUCAAUCCAGAACAUCCACUGGUUUUAGCUACAGAUGCAUCACCUACGGGACUUGGAGCUGUUCUAUCGCACCGCUUACCCGAUGGUUCUGAUAGACCUAUAGCAUUCGCAUCCCGCUCAUUAACAAGUAGCGAGAAAAAGUACAGCCAAAUAGACAAGGAAGCUACAUCGCUGUUCUGGGGCCUUAAAAAGUUCUUCCACUAUUGCUACGGACGAAAAUUCAUACUUGUGACUGAUCACAAGCCACUAACUACUAUUUUUCAUCCACACAAGACUUUGCCAGCAAUGAGCACAAUGAGGCUUUUCCACUACGCGCAUUUUCUAUCCGGCUUCAAUUACACAAUCGAGUACCGGACUUCGAACGAUAACAGCAAUGCUGACUAUUUGUCAAGAUUCCCAGUAGAUACAAUAGCUCCCAAUAUAAUUGAUGUACAUACUGCAUUUCAACUAAAUCAAAUAAAUACAAUCACGGUUGACCGGGGGAAAAUUGCUGAAGAAACCUUAAAAGAUACCGAAUACAGCAGCCUGUUACAAGCGUUGAUGGCGGGUACGACUGUUCGCAGAUAUGGCUACAAUGAUAAUGAACUUACUAUUCAAGAUGGAUGUCUCUUAAAGGGAGUGCGAGUCAUGAUACCUGUAGCGCUGAGAAAACGGGUAUUAGAUGAGUUACACUCGGGACACCUCGGUAUGGUGAGGAUGAAAUUACUAGCACGAGGCUACGUCUACUGGAAAAAUAUGGACAAGGACUUAGAAGAGAUGGUUAGAAGCUGUCGUGAGUGUCGGCUACACCAAAACGAGCCUCCACCGGUUACACUACACCACUGGGAGCCUCCGACAGGCCCGUGGCAGCGACUCCAUAUUGAUUUCGCGGGACCUCUGAAGGGACAGUCAUUGCUUAUAGUUGUCGAUGCUUACACCAAAUGGGUUGAAAUCUUCCCAACCAAAACGACAACCAGCUCUUGGUGUAUCAGAAAAUUACAUGAGAUUUUUCUUACGUUUGGGUUCCCCUUAACACUUGUUUCUGACAAUGGACGUCAGUUCAUUUCAACAGAGUUCGAAAACUACCUUAAAGAAAAAGGAGUAGUACAUAAAACAUCCGCACCGUACCAUCCAGCUACGAAUGGGCAAGCCGAGAAAUAUGUUCAGACCAUAAAAAAGACUCUAAAUUGCAUGAACGCUGAACCAGGUAAUCUGCAUGACAAAAUUCUAGCAGUAAAGGAACGCUUAUUAAGAACCCCGAGUACUACAACCGGCAAGAGCCCAUAUGAACUUAUGUUUAGCAGAACAAUAAGAAACAUGUUGCACGUGCAGUUCAAGACCAGGGGGGAAGAUGUGGGGGCAAGGCCCGAAAGAUCUGAAGAAAACCGCAUCGUGCGCUCAUUUACCGUUGGCCAGAGGGUUCAAGCUAGAGAUUAUACUAACGGACGUAAUAAAUGGCAAUUUGGAACUGUAACUAAAACUCUAGGUCGGCUCCAGUACGAGAUAAGGAUGGAUUCUGGAGAUACUUUUAAGAGACACAUAGACCAGAUGUUGUGCACCGUAAUACCAAUUCAAGAUGCAGAAGACCGAUCUUAG
Cydia strobilella is the source of this 2676-nucleotide messenger RNA. RefSeq lists its product as uncharacterized. Lineage: Eukaryota; Metazoa; Arthropoda; Insecta; Lepidoptera; Tortricidae. Gene Ontology annotation, biological process: DNA integration. Bases 1 to 2676 code for a protein of 891 amino acids. Gene Ontology annotation, molecular function: nucleic acid binding. The record is from RefSeq and is a predicted model, not a curated record. The transcript has 2 exons.